ACUUUGACUCCGGAGAGGGCGCGAGCCGCGCGCGCGGGGCUGUACGCGAGGGAGGGAACGCACGCGCGCGAGGACACACAAACACGCACGGUGUCUCUGGGGUGUUUUCUCUCAUUGCGGCAGCAGCACGGCCAUCUCUACACGGUCCCGGUGAGUGAACCCCGCCAUGGCUUCCGACGAGCUGGCCUCCAAACUGUCCCGCCGGCUGAACAUCGAGGACGGCGUGGAGCAGCCCGUGGCCGUGGACGCGGAGCCACCGCACGAGGACGCGCAGCACGACAAGUCGAGCACUGCGAGCGCGGACUCGGAGCUGGGAGCCAAACUGCUGCGGCGCGGGGAGCUCAACGAGGGGCUCGGAGAGCAGCAGCAGCCCAGCAUGAAGGUGUUCAACCCCUACACCGAGUUCAAGGAGUUCUCCAGGAAGCAGAUCAAGGACAUGGAGAAGAUGUUCAAGCAAUACGAUGCAGGGAAGGAUGGCUUCAUUGACCUGAUGGAGCUGAAGCUCAUGAUGGAGAAGCUGGGUGCUCCACAAACCCACCUGGGCCUGAAGAACAUGAUCAAGGAGGUGGACGAGGAUCUCGACAACAAGCUGAAUUUCCGAGAAUUCCUUCUGAUUUUCCGGAAGGCGGCUGCUGGAGAACUUGCGGAGGACAGCGGGCUCCACGUUUUAGCUCGCCUGUCAGAGAUUGACGUGUCCACAGAGGGGGUGAAGGGAGCCAAGUCAUUCUUUGAAGCCAAAGUUCAUGCUAUCAAUGAGUCAAACAAAUUUGAGGCGGAGAUCCGUCAAGAGCAGGAAGAGAAGAAGAAGCAAGCGGAAGAGAAGAAGCAAAGGCAGGCGGCCUUCAAGGAGCUGAAGUCAGCCUUCAAGUGAUGAGCCGACACUGCUGUGCCACCCGUUAUCCCCAUACGCUCCCCUGCAUCCACUUGUCCCCCCGUUUGUCUGCGUGCGUGCAUCCGUGUGUGUGUGCUAAAACCGAGUAUGCAACCAGGGUCCUAACUGUGCACCACAUUGCCCUGUCUGUCAAAAAGAAUAAGAAAAAAAGGAGUGGUAUGUAAGCACUUAGUAGUGGCUGAA
Molecule: messenger RNA, 1075 nt
Organism: Scleropages formosus (Asian bonytongue)
Lineage: Eukaryota; Metazoa; Chordata; Actinopteri; Osteoglossiformes; Osteoglossidae
Gene: efhd2
Product: EF-hand domain family, member D2
Exons: 5
Coding region: 167-871 (234 amino acids)
Molecular function (GO): calcium ion binding
Source: RefSeq, a predicted model, not a curated record